AUGGUUUAUAAAAAUUUUGAUCAUGAAAUAGGUAAAAGGAAGAUAUUCCUGGAUAAUAGGAACUGCGAGGAUAAUUCAAUAAAUGAAGGACUAAAAAUUAAAAUGGAAGACUGGAGAUAUGAAAAUAAAUAUAAUAAUUUACAUAAUGAUAAGUAUAAGCACUAUGGAGAUAUUUUAAAUAAAUAUGAUUACCAAUUAGAUAAUAUUAAAAAGAAGAAUGAAAGAGAAUAUGGAAAUUAUAAAAUGAAUGACUAUGAUAGGAAAAGUACAAACGUAUAUGGAGAAACAAAAGAUUAUGAAGAUAAUAUGGAAAAUUAUAGAGAAAGACGUGAAACCAAAAUAAAUGAAACAUAUAUGAAUCCAACAGAUGAAUAUAUUGAAAGUUUAAAAAGAAGGAUAUCUCAAAGAGAUAUUAAUGAAUUAUUAAAUAAAUAUAAUAAGAAAGAUGAAUAUUAUCAUGAAAAUAAUUAUAUUAAAAAUGAUAAGCGACAUACUUAUCAUAAUUUAAAUAGGAAGUACGAUUCCUUAAAUGAGACGAAUAAUCUUAUGUUCCAUUCUGAAAAUAAAAGUAGAAAUAAUUAUUCACAUGAUGAUUUAUCACGUGAAAAAAUAAGGUAUCACUCAAAAAAUAAUCGUUAUUAUAAUUUAGAUAAAAGUCAAAAUAGUGUUAAUAGGAAUUAUAAUAGUAAUAACGAUAUUAACAAUUUAAAAAUUUUUAACCGUGAAGAAACAGAUAAGGGGAGAUAUAAUAGAAUAAAUGAAAAUGUGGAAUAUUGUAAAAAAAAUUUUAAUAAUAUAAAUUUACAUCAUGAUGAAUCUUCUACAUUUGAUAGCGAUGAAUAUGAAAAAUAUAAUAUUAGGAAUCAUGAAAGGAAAUUAUCACCAAAAAAAAAUCAUUAUAUUAAUUAUCAUAAUAAUGAUAAUAAUAUAUUUGAGUCUUCCUUUUCCCCCCUAAAAAAAAAAUAUCCCAGUUUGAAUAAAUCACUGGGAUAUAAAAACACUUUCAAUGAUCAUUUGAAUACACCAUGUUAUAAUAAAGAGUAUGAAAAUAAUAGAAGAAAAACUGAAUUUAAAGAUUAUGAACAUAAUGAUACUUAUGAGAGGGAUAAAAAGAAAUCUUUAUAUGACACUUUUUUAAAUAUUACAGAAAAGUUAGGGAGUAUUCAAAAAGGGAAAGAGGAAAAUGCUAGUUUACCAAAAAAUGAGGAUAAUGAAAUUUUUGAGGAAGAUGAAAAAAACAAAUAUUAUAGUAAUGAAAACAAUAAUACAAUUAAAAAGAAAUCUAACAUAUUAAACCAUAAAAAUUAUAAUAAGAAUGAUAUAUUACAUGAUGUGUCAAAUUAUGGUAAUAUACGAAAUAGUUAUAUAUAUAAUAAUAGGGGUAGCUUCAAAAAUGAAGAGACUAAAAAACAAAAUGAUAAUAAUUAUCAAGAGGAAGCAACUUUUGAUUUUUUUACAAAAAAAUAUCCUUCGAUGACAAAUAAAAAUAAUAUAAAAAGAAAUGAUAUUAAUGUGGAAAAUAUAUAUAAAGGUGUAAAUUGUUUUGAUGAUAUUUUAAAAUAUAAUUCUGAGGAUUCCAUAACAUGUGAAGAGGAUAAAAAUAUAUUGAAAGGUUUAAAUAAUAACAUAAAUAAUAAUAUAAAUAAUAAUAUAAAUAAAAAUAUAAAUAAAAAUAUAAAUAAGAAAGGUGAGAAUGAAAAUUAUCAAGAACCAAUUAAAGAAAAUUUUCCAAUGGAUGAAGAAUUCAAUAAUAUUAAAAAACUAAAUGUAAAUAUAGAUGAUACAAGUUUAUCAUCUAAUAAUUUAAAAAGUACACAAUUACAUAUGAGUGCAAUAUCACAUGGAUCAAAUGAUUAUUCUACUUUAUAUGAUUAUACAAAUUAUUCAAAACCUCCAACAAAAGAAUCUUAUAGUGAUGAAAAUUUAUAUAAUAUAUCGAAAUAUGAACAAUAUAUAUUAGAUAAAAAAUUGAACAAAAAAUCAAUUGAAGAAAAAAAGAAAAAGCAAUAUGAGUAUAACUUUUUUCAAAGUAUGCCUACAAGAAAUUACAGAAAUGAAAUGCCAUAUAAUAAUAAUAAUAAUAAUAAUGAUAUGUAUGAUUAUUAUAAAAUUAAUAAAACAUAUAAUACAUAUGAUAUGGAUAAUAUGAAUGAUUAUCAUAAUUUUUAUAAAGAUAAGGAUUUAUAUAAUAAAAGCGAAUUAGUAGAUAUAUCUAAAUUGAAAUAUGAUGUAGAUAGGAAUACAUUUUUACAACAGUAUAAUGAGGUAUUACAAAGUAAUAUUUUUAAAAAUUUACAUAUGGAUGAACACAUGAACAAUGAUAAUAAUAACAAUAAUAAUAAUCAUAAUAAUAAUAAUCAUAAUGGUGAUGAUAAAAAUUUACAUAUGAUGAAUAAACUCAAGUACCUUGAACAAGAACAUUUUAUUAAUGAGAGUAACCCUAAAUAUUAUAAUUCAAAUAUAAAUAAAAGCAACCAUUACCAUUAUAAUGAUAAGAACAAUAACAAAAAAAAUAAUAUUAAUCAAUAUGAAAACCAUAAUGAUAAUAUUAAUAUGUAUAAUAAAAAAUAUAAUGAUCAUGUACCUUACGAAGAAGAUGAAAAAUAUACAAGUAAUAUUACAAAUAUGGUUGAAAAUGAUAGUGAUUAUAUUAUUAAAAAUAUAGGUAAAAAAUACAUACUGAACGAAGAUAGUGAUCAAUUAAAUAAAUUAUUAGAUUUAAGAAAAAACAACAAAAAAAAAAAAAUGAAAAUUCAAAAUAAUCAAAAAUAUUCAUAUCAAGAUCAUUUUUAUUAUGAUGACGAAAUUAGUGAUAAAUAUAUGUCUAAAACAUUAAAUGAAAACAAUAUGAAUACUAGUUAUAACAGUUUUAAUUCUACAUAUAAUAACAGGAAUAAUAUUUCGGAUAAUAUGAAUGAUAACAUUUUUAAUUAUUUAAAAAAAAAUCGUUCUUACACUAGGCCAAUGAAUAUUGAUGAUUUUAAUAUGGAUGCUGAAGACGAAACAGAAGAAGAUAAAUAUGUUGAUGACGAUGAUGAUGAUGAAAUAAAAAAAAAAUGUAAAUCCAAAAAAAAUGCAGACUUAACAUAUAAUGAAAUAUUUUUUCUAAUGUUUAUAUAUUUUAUAAAAAUUAUUUGUAUGUUUGGAAAAUAUGUAAUACAAGUUAUAUUAUUCAUUUCUUUUUUUAUAUACAUUUAUUUUAAGAAAAAGUCUUAUAAGACUAUUUGUACUACAAUAUUUGUGUCAUUUCCAUUCAUAUUGUUUUGUUUAUCAUUCAUCAUAUUAUCAUAUAGAAGUUUGAAUACAGAAUAUUUUGAUAAGGACAUAUAA
Molecule: messenger RNA, 3330 nt
Organism: Plasmodium adleri (nom. inval.)
Lineage: Eukaryota; Apicomplexa; Aconoidasida; Haemosporida; Plasmodiidae
Product: conserved Plasmodium protein, unknown function
Exons: 1
Coding region: 1-3330 (1109 amino acids)
Source: RefSeq, a predicted model, not a curated record